AUGACGGAGGACCUCGAGCAGGACGGCUUUGUGAUCAUCUCGCAUGAGGAGGCGGGCCGCCUGUCGGGAGAGAACCCGGUACCGGACUAUUUGUCCGACAUCAGCAAUUAUGUCGACAGCAUCGGCGACGCGCUGUGGCCGGUCAACAAGAAGAUCCACGACAACCCCGAGCUGAACUAUGAGGAGUACAUCGCCCAUGAGGCCCUCACUUCGUUUAUGGAGAAGAGGAAGGGCUGGAAGGUGACGAGGUCGGCAUACGGCAUGGACACGGCCUGGUACGCCGUCUAUGACACCGGCAAGAAGGGGCCGGUCGUUUCCUUCAACGCCGAAAUGGAUGCGCUCCCGGGCAUCGGGCACGCAUGCGGCCAUAACCUCAUCGCCUCGGCUUCGGUGGCCGGUGCUCUAGCAACUGUGGAGAUGAUGCGCCGGUUCAACAUCAAAGGCAAAGUUGUCUUAUUCGGCACGCCGGCCGAAGAAGGCGGCGGCGGCAAGAUCCGAAUGAUCAAGGCGGGCGCAUACCGCGAGCACAAGGUCGACCUCAACCUCAUCUCGCACCCGGGCAUCGUCGCGGACUGCGCGCUGACCCGCACGACCGCCUACACGCGCUUCAGCGCCGUCUACCACGGCCGCGAGACGCACGCCGCCGCGAACCCGUGGCUCGGCAUCAACGCGCUCGACGCCAUGGUCGCGGCGUACAACGGCUUCUCGAUGCUGCGCCAGCAGACCAUGCCCGGCGACAUCAUCCAGGGCCACAUCACCGACGGCGGGCUCGCGCCCAACAUCAUCCACGCCCGCGCCGCCGGCGUCUUCGUCGUGCGCGCCAAUCUGCAGUCGCGCCUCGACGUGCUGCGUGGGAAAGUGGACCGGUGCUUCGAGGCCGGCGCGCUGGCGACGGGGGCCCGGCUCGAGGUCGAGGAGGAGCAGGCCUACAAGGACCACGUGCCCAACCGGGUCCUGGGCAGGUCGUAUGCCCGCUACUUCAACGCCCUGGAUCCCCCGAGUCGCAUCGCCGAGGACCAGGACGUCGAUGAGAUCCGGGGCAGGACCUCGGCUAGCAGCGACCAGGGAGACAUCAGCUACGAGAUGCCGAGUCUGAACCCUGGCUUCUCGAUCCGCCCUGGCCCACAGGGGAACGGGCCGCACAGCCCGGACUUCACAGAGGCGUCGGGGACCAAGGAUGCUUUUGAGAGGAGUUUGAGGGUUGGCAAGGCGCUUGCGGGAACGGCUAUCGAUGUGCUGACCCAGGAAGGUCUGUUGGCCGAGGUCAAGGAGCAGUGGAGGAGAGACAUGGAGAAGGCGUCAGCUGGCGAUGAAACGUAUUAG
Messenger RNA from Thyridium curvatum, 1323 nucleotides. RefSeq lists its product as uncharacterized. Gene Ontology annotation, molecular function: dipeptidase activity. Bases 1 to 1323 code for a protein of 440 amino acids. NCBI's taxonomy places the organism in Eukaryota, Fungi, Ascomycota, Sordariomycetes, Thyridiales, Thyridiaceae. The transcript has 3 exons. The record is from RefSeq and is a predicted model, not a curated record.